Molecule: messenger RNA, 3547 nt
Organism: Manduca sexta (tobacco hornworm)
Lineage: Eukaryota; Metazoa; Arthropoda; Insecta; Lepidoptera; Sphingidae
Exons: 7
Coding region: 24-1628 (534 amino acids)
Source: RefSeq, a predicted model, not a curated record
GUAAUUUAAAAUAGAAGACCAAGAUGCUCCAUAGAACUUCUUCAUCAAGGCGACGCCGCGCUUCUAGGAGUGCCGCAACUUCUCCCCAAGCCAGGUCUCCAAGAACAUCAGCACAGCCAUCUAGAAGAGCAUCAUUGGCCGCGACAGAGACUGACGAGGAAAUGGAGCCGGCGCCUCAAAGGAGUCCUCGCGCGAGUCUUGCUCCCGAGGCUGCUAUGGACUUCCACAGAAGUCCACGUCACUCCUUAGUCCCUGAAGUCAGGUCAGCUAGAAACUCUAUCACUCCAGAUACCGCAAUGCAAAUGAGAAACAAUUUGGCACCGUCGAGAAAUAAUCUAGCAGUUGACAUGAACUAUGGAUCUAGGCUAAGUCUGAACCCUCAAGACUUCAACAGAAGCCCCAGAAACAGUAUUACACCAGACGUAACCGCAAGAAGCCCUAGAAGAAGCUUGGUACCAGAAGGUACAUCUUGGAAUCUACCAAGAAAUUCCUUGGUUCCUGAUAUCGGUAGGAGUCCGAGGCAUUCGGUAGCAAAUAUACAGUUGGACCCAGCUCGGAGUCAGAAAGAGCUAGGUCCCAGUCCACGCACAAGUCCAAGGGGGAGUAUAGUUCCUGAAUCUAGUCUUAAGAAGGAUCUACCAGAUAUCAGCAGGAGUCCGAGAGGUUCUCUGGUGCCAGAUUCUCAGAGAAGCCCUAGAGGGAGCAUUGCGCCAUCAGAGAGGAGUGCACGGGGAAGUUUGGUUGCUGCAGAGGGUGAGACACUGAGAGUCAGUCCAAGAGGUAGUUUGACCUUGACCUUCCAAGAGCCGUUGGUGUCGAGGGAAAGAAGGGCAAGCGAGGAUAGUCAGGCGGCUGGUACUCGAGGAAGAAGUGUCUCUCCGUACAGGGCGUCACUGGGAGGUCGGCAGAGCGGCACAGGAGCACUCUCCGACACGGGCUCCAGAAGAGCUUCCAGUUCAGUUAGUCAGGUAUCUGGAGACGAACAGAGGAGGCUGUGCGGUGAGCAAGCCAAGUACAACGACCGCAGCGGCUUGGGGCUGGGAGUGGGGCUGACCACAUACGGCUCGGUGGCGUACCAGCUGAAGGAUGCUAAUAUGGAAGCGUCUGGAACUGUGGACUUCGUAUGCCGUGCUGCCAAGAUCAUGAACAGAACUAUUGUGAUGACUGUGUUCCUCGCCUGCCUCGCCACCCUGCCCGUCAUUAUGCUCAUAAUGGGAGUCCAGUACAUCAGAGAUUGUCCUGCCGAGCCUCGGAUCCCGGUCUACAUGGUGGUUGGCGGUGCUGCAGGUGGCGCUGGGAUUUGCUGGCUGCUGUGGGCACAAUUAGCCAGCAGGACCUCCAACUCCUCGGCCAGCGUUCCCGAGAAAGUCCUCGCUUAUACGCUCACAAUAUUCCUGAUGGCUUGGUUCGCGUUCGGCAACUACUGGACUUUGGGCAUCAUGUGGCCGGACUACGCCCCGACCCUGUUCGAGCCUAAUCAAUGGUGCCACCGCACGCUGUACGUCUUCGCCCUCACACAGCUCGGACUGGUGUGGGGCGUGGUGACGUUGCUCAUGAUGCUGUUAAUGGCGCUUGUCGUUUGCCAGGUGUUCGGCUGCGGGUGGUUGGGACCACCUCGAUACAAGUAGCAACGGCGCAGCGUCGUGCUCGAGUUGUGGCACAGAAACAUCAACAACACGAUGGACGUCGCCGGGGCUCUGCUCCCCUUCACCCAUGUAGUCAGGCCUGAGCUGACCAUCCAUGUGCAGGAGGUCCUCACCCAGGCCGACCGCGAAACAGACCCCCAGAAAACCAAGACGCCCAUCCCACAAAUUAACGAACCAAGUGACAACGACGACAAAAGUCCCGUGUCGCGUAGUCCGACUAGAAUCGUAAGUGACAGUGCCAAGACUAGAGCCGGUAGUCCGACUGAAUACUGUAAAGUGAAUGAGGUGGUCAAGGCGAACACUGGGAGAAAGGGCAACCCAGCCUGAUGGUUAUUGUUUGUGAUGCCACCGCACGGCAAAAAACACGUACACUUUGAAACUACUGAUAAGAUUUAUUACUUCUAGACGUAGUCGCAUGUAGUACGAGUAUAGUGAUAAUAAUUAAUGUGAGUUUAAACACUGAUUAUGUAUUUUAUGUUGUAUUCGUGUAAGGUUCAGAUUAUAACUAAAGUUCCUGUGCAAAUUUCGUCUGAAUCAGUUGGUUUUAGAAUAUAAAUAUAUUUAUUAUUUUUAACAUGUACAUUAUCAGUAUUAAUGCUUUUUAAAUGCGUAUAUUUUUUUCGCAAUAUCUAUAAAAAUGUAGCGUGAAAGUUUUGUAAAAAUAUAGAAUAACAUACAACGAAUAUGAAUAUAUUUAAAUAUGUGUAAAUAAGAAUCAUGUAAUGUCACUAUUGAAAUAUCAUAUUUGUAGAAAAUAUUUGAAAAAAUGUAUGAGUUUAUUCUUAAAAUACUAAUUCCCAGAAAAAUACAGCUGACAUUUUAUUUAUACUUUUGGCUUGAAAUAACAUUUAAAAAUCAAAUAUAUAUCAUUGAUGUUUUAUAUUGUCCAUGAUAAUUAUGAGAAAUGAAUAAGCAUGAUCACGCAAUGGACUGUUUAUAAUAAAAUAUUGUCCUUGUGCAUAUCAAAAUAGAGUUGAUUAUAGACCAACAAAUAGUGCUACAUUUCAAUUGAGUAGUAUUUUCAGAAUAAACUAGUCAAACUUAUGUACAUAGUCUCGACUAGUGUAUGGUUUUGAUAUAGGUAUACAACUUUCGUGUGCACAAUCAUGAAUAAUCUCAAAAUAUUAUUUAUAAUAAAUGUCGUCGGAUUUAAUAUAAUUAUUGUGAGAUAUUGAAUUGAGCCUCGAGACAAUCAAUUUUUCAAGCAACGUAACAUUUUGACUAACAAUUAAGUAUUAUGUUUUAGAGUACAUAUCAAAAUAUAUUACGUGAUUUUAAGUUUAUAGUGAUAAUUUGCAUUUAAAUUAAUUUUCUAACAAUUCAAGACGUUAAUGCAAUCCGAUUACCACAUGACGUAGUACGUGCUACUUGACAGUUUGCAUACCUACCGAAUCAUACUAAAUUAUAAAAUUCAUACAUCAUCGCAACGGAAAUAUUUAUGACGAGUAGCUUUGUUUAUAUCUGUCGCUAAGCAGAAGCGUAUAAGUCGUUUUGUGUGACUUUUGAAAGACUUGGUUAAUAGUUUAACUAGGUACCCACCUAAUGGGAUUUCAAAACGUAGGUCUUAGAGUGAAACACGCACACCAGUGUCGUGUUGAACUUGAUAUUACAAACAAGUUUGUAUACCAAAUGAUUAUGUAGUGUUAUUAGUAAAAUGUAUAAAAAAAUACAGAUACAAAAAUGUUGAAUAUCGCGUAUUUUUUAUUUUAUAUUUUUCACGUGAAAGUUAAUGAAAUGUCUCGAGUUUCAACUCAAAUGGAUCACGUAAAAACUGCAUGGAUACAGGCUUUAAUAGAAUUCUGUGAAUAAAAUAUUUUUAUAUAAAAAUGAAAAUCAAUAAGUCAUUUAAUACGUGUAUUUUGGUGUGCUUUUAGAUACCGUGUUUACUGCUAUAAAUUAUA